AUGGCCAAAGGUGCGCCCGCCGCAUCCUCUACGACCGCAACUCCUCCGUCUGCGUUGAAACGCGCGACUCCCAGCUCCCAGAACAUGCGCAGCCAGAAGUCCAUUCUCGGCUUUUUCCAGAAAUCCUCGCCCUCAACUCCAGCGACUGCCCGCAAUGCUGAGCCCGCGUCGUCGCCCGCUCAGCGGGCAUCCGAGCAGCGCGCAACAAGCGCGACCAAGAAGAAGAGCGUCCCGGCCUUUUCCGACUUAGCAUCUGUUCCUAGUAGUGACUUGAUGAUUCCGGAAGAGGAGGAGGAAGAGGAAGUCAGCAAGUCUGAGGCUAAUAAACAGACGGCUUCUCCAUCUCGUCGGGCUAAGAAGAAGGUCAGCUAUGCUGAAUCUGACUCGGAAGGCGAAGAUGACGACGAGGCUAUAUUCCGCCCCGGGCGACAGAACAGUCGCGCAUCGAAACGACGGAAGACAUCCCCCGAAAGCGAAGACGAGUUUGACCAAGGUGACGCCGACGUCGGCUAUUCGGAUGACGAAAUGGAUGACUUUGUAGUUGCCGACGAGUCGGAUGAAGAAGCGAAGCCGACCAAAAAGCGCAAGAGACCGUCAGCUCCCGCGAAAAGCAAAUCGUCCUCUUUACCACCUGCAGCUGAGGCCGAUGAAGAGCUUGAUAUGGAUAUUCCGGAAGGCUCAGCUGGUACGGCGCUCAAGUGGACAUACGACCCCGAGAAUCCCGAACCUCGACAGAACCGAGCCCCCCAGCCCUCUGCGAAGCCAUCUUCUGGUCCAGUCAAGCAAAAAGCACAUGUCACCGAGCCGGAACAGCGUUACGCUUGGUUGGCUAAGAUUCGCGAUAUUGACGGCAACCCUAUCGGCCAUCCCGAAUAUGAUCCUCGAACCCUUUAUAUACCUCCUCUUGCCUGGUCGAAGUUCUCUCCGUUUGAGAAGCAAUACUGGGAAAUCAAGCAAAAGUUCUGGGAUACUGUCGUGUUUUUCAAGAAGGGCAAAUUCUACGAGCUUUACGAGAAUGAUGCCACGGUUGGUCACCAAUUGUUCGACUUGAAGCUUACCGACCGUGUCAACAUGCGCAUGGUCGGUGUUCCCGAGAUGAGUUUGGAUCACUGGGCGAAUCAAUUCGUGGCCAAAGGUUUCAAGAUUGCUCGCGUGGACCAAGCCGAAUCUGCGUUGGGUAAGGAAAUGCGCGAAAGGGAUGGCAAGAAGGGUGGCAAGGAAGACAAAAUCAUCAGGCGAGAGCUUGCCUCUGUUCUUACGGCCGGUACCCUGGUCGAGGGUUCUAUGCUUCAGGACGAUAUGUCUACGUACUGCGUGGCAAUCAAGGAGGCCAUUAUCAAUGACCUCCCGACCUUUGGCAUAGCAUUCGUGGAUACCGCGACUGGGCAGUUCUUCCUUUCUGAAUUUGUGGAUGAUGCGGAUAUGACCAAAUUCGAGACCUUCGUUGCGCAGACCCGCCCACAGGAACUAUUACUUGAAAAAUCGACGGUUUCGCCAAAAGCCCUCCGAAUCCUGAAGAACAACACUGGUCCCACGACGAUCUGGAACCACCUGAAACCAGGCAAGGAAUUCUGGGAAGCUGACAUAACGGUCAAAGAACUGGAUGCGAGUGAAUACUUUGUCUCUCAGGACGAAGACAAUAUCGCAGCAUGGCCUGAAGCUCUGCGCGAAGCUCGCAACAAGGAGUUUGUUAUGUCUGCCUUUGGCGCCUUGGUCCAAUAUCUCAGGAUCCUGAAGCUCGACCGUGACCUGAUAACCAUCGGGAACUUUACCGCCUACGAUCCAAUCAAGAAGGCUUCUAGUCUGGUGCUGGACGGCCAAACGCUUAUCAACAUGGAGAUCUUCGCCAAUUCAUUCGAUGGUGGUGCGGAAGGAACACUCUUCCAGCUCCUCAACCGCUGCAUCACCCCCUUUGGCAAGCGAAUGUUCAAGCAGUGGGUGUGUCAUCCUUUGAUGGACUCCAAGAAAAUCAACGCCAGAUUGGAUGCUGUUGAUUCCCUCAACGCAGAUCCAAGCGUUCGAGAUCAGUUCUCGUCUCAGUUGACCAAGAUGCCUGAUUUGGAACGUCUCAUCUCUCGUAUCCACGCAGCCAAUUGUAAGGCGCAGGACUUCGUGCGUGUCUUGGAGGGGUUUGAGCAGAUCGAGUACACGAUGAGCCUUCUAAAAGAAAGUGGCUCGGGAGAAGGGGUCAUUGGUAAACUGAUCAAUGGCAUGCCCGAUUUGAACGAAUUACUUGAAUACUGGAAGACCGCCUUUGAUCGCAUGAAAGCCAAGGAGAAUGGAAUUUUGGUCCCGAAGCCUGGGGUUGAAGAAGAUUUCGACAAGUCACAGGACUGCAUUGAGCAACUGCACAAUGAUCUCGAUAACCUACUCAAGCGAACUCGUCGCGAACUCGGUUCUAGUGCUAUAUGCUACAAGGACAACGGAAAAGAAAUUUAUCAGCUUGAGGUGCCGAUCAAGGUGAAGAACAUUCCCAAGACCUGGGAUCAAAUGUCCGCCACCAAGCAGGUCAAGCGCUACUACUUUCCUGAAUUGCGCGCUCUCAUCCGCAAAUUGCUGGAGACCCAAGAAACGCACAGUCAGAUCGUCAAGGAAGUCGCUGGCCGAUUCUAUGCGCGAUUUGAUGAGCACUACACUACCUGGCUCGCCGCUGUCCGAAUUAUUUCUAAUCUAGACUGUUUGAUUAGCUUGGCUAAAGCUUCGGCUGCAUUGGGGCAGCCGAGCUGUCGUCCCGUGUUCGUCGAGGACGAGCGGAGCGUUUUGGAGUUCGAGGAGCUGCGGCAUCCUUGUCUCCUCUCCUCGGUGGACGAUUUUAUUCCGAACGAUGUGCGCCUGGGAGGAGAUUGUGGCAACAUCGAUCUCCUUACUGGUGCUAAUGCUGCCGGAAAGUCUACAGUUCUUCGCAUGACCUGUGUUGCCGUGAUCAUGGCUCAGAUCGGUUGCUACUUGCCCUGUGAAUCGGCACGCCUGACUCCAGUCGAUCGGAUCAUGUCGCGUCUGGGCGCCAACGACAACAUCUUCGCCGCCCAGUCGACCUUCUUCGUGGAACUGUCCGAGACGAAGAAGAUUCUAUCCGAAGCCACGCCCCGGUCUCUCGUUAUUCUCGAUGAACUGGGUCGAGGAACCAGCUCCUACGACGGAGUCGCCGUCGCCCAGGCAGUCCUGCAUCACGUCGCCACGCACAUCGGUGCUCUCGGCUUCUUCGCAACGCACUACCACUCCCUCGCCGCCGAAUUCGAAGGCCACCCCGAGAUAUCCCCGAAGCGUAUGAAGAUCCACGUCGACGACGAAGAGAAACGGAUCACCUUCCUGUACAAACUCGAGGAAGGCGUAGCCGAGGGCAGUUUUGGUAUGCACUGCGCGUCCAUGUGCGGUAUUCCCAAGAAGGUCAUCGACACCGCCGAAGACGCCGCGAAGCAGUGGGAACAUACUAGUCGGUUGAAGGAGAGCCUGGAGCGUCGUAAGGGCGGCGGCUUUGUCGGUCUGGGCUGGUGGAGCGAUGUCGCCUGGGCUCUGCGCGAGUCUUCAUCGUCGUCCACUGAGAAUGAUGCCGGACAGGACGAGGUCACGGAGCGUAGUCUGGAAGUGCUCCGGAAAGCCAUUGAGGCGCUGUGA
Messenger RNA from Aspergillus affinis, 3615 nucleotides. RefSeq names its product mismatch repair ATPase MSH6. Gene Ontology annotation, molecular function: ATP-dependent DNA damage sensor activity; ATP binding; mismatched DNA binding. NCBI's taxonomy places the organism in Eukaryota, Fungi, Ascomycota, Eurotiomycetes, Eurotiales, Aspergillaceae. Gene Ontology annotation, biological process: mismatch repair. Gene Ontology annotation, cellular component: nucleus; MutSalpha complex. The record is from RefSeq and is a predicted model, not a curated record. Bases 1 to 3615 code for a protein of 1204 amino acids. The transcript has 5 exons.